Molecule: messenger RNA, 744 nt
Organism: Talaromyces amestolkiae
Lineage: Eukaryota; Fungi; Ascomycota; Eurotiomycetes; Eurotiales; Trichocomaceae
Exons: 2
Coding region: 1-744 (247 amino acids)
Biological process (GO): rRNA base methylation
Cellular component (GO): small-subunit processome; nucleolus
Molecular function (GO): rRNA (pseudouridine) methyltransferase activity; rRNA binding
Source: RefSeq, a predicted model, not a curated record
AUGGAUGCAGGGACCCAGUCUUGUCCUCCUCCAGAGCUGCCCCAGCUCGUCGCCGAGCAGCAUGUCCCGGUUGCGCCUGGCGAUAAAGAUACAAGACGUUUGAUCGUCGUCUUAUCGAAUGCCAGUCUCGAAACAUAUCGAUCUUCACAUGGCGGCCGCAACGGUCGCGAGGAAAAAUACUCGCUUCUCAACAGUGAUGAGCAUAUUGGUGUGAUGCGCAAGAUGAAUCGAGAUAUUAGCGAUGCUCGUCCUGAUAUCACUCAUCAGUGUCUGCUUACCCUCCUCGAUUCACCCAUCAACAAAGCCGGCCUGCUCCAAAUCUACAUCCACACCGCCAAAGGCGUUCUCAUCGAAGUCAGCCCGACUGUGCGAAUUCCUCGUACAUUUAAACGAUUCGCCGGUUUGAUGGUACAGCUGCUACAUCGACUGUCCAUUCGCUCCACCAACUCACAAGAGAAACUACUCAAAGUCAUUAAGAACCCUAUCACGGACCAUCUACCGCCCAACUGCCGCAAGGUCACUCUGAGUUUCGAAGCGCCCGUCGUCCGAGUCAACGAAUAUAUCAGCUCCCUUGGCCCUAAGGAGAGCAUUUGCGUCUUUGUCGGAGCCAUGGCCAAGGGUCGCGAUGACUUUGCCGAUGAAUUUAAGGAUGAAGCGAUUGCUAUUAGCAAUUACAGUCUCAGUGCCAGUGUCGCUUGCAGCAAGUUCUGCCACGCCGCUGAAGAUGUCUGGGAUAUUAUCUAG